Hyaloscypha bicolor E is the source of this 2466-nucleotide messenger RNA. RefSeq lists its product as uncharacterized. The record is from RefSeq and is a predicted model, not a curated record. The coding region runs from base 244 to 2202 and encodes 652 amino acids. NCBI's taxonomy places the organism in Eukaryota, Fungi, Ascomycota, Leotiomycetes, Helotiales, Hyaloscyphaceae. The transcript is spliced from 2 exons. Gene Ontology annotation, cellular component: site of double-strand break.
GGCGUUGAAACCUCACAACAAUCCGGUAGCCUCUGGACAAUAUACGCAAAGGCUCGAAUCAGCCGCUCAAUAUACAUAUCAUAUACAGCCCAGCUCGGUUUCUGGCACUAUUAACAGUGUGUGAGCCAUGGAAAUACGCCCAGACUCGACCCGCUGAUUCACCUCGAUCCCUGGACGGAUCGCCCAGCCUCCCCUCGAGAACGAAGAUAUACACUCGAUUGUUGUCGAAUUGCUGUUGAGAACAUGCUAAGAAGCCAACUAGGCGAUACGCUGCACCCUACAAUGGGUCCUGGAGAUGGAGACGCUGUGGAAGAGAGUGGUGGAACACCUGGAAGAAGGACAGCCUCACGAUCACCUUCGAAAGCGCGCUCCCUCUCUGAUGGCGGACCUCCUACUUUGUCACCAUCUCCAAAGUUUCGAGAGCCAGAGAAAAAGAAAUCCCAGGACGACAGCGCACUAAGCGACAAUCCUACAACUCCACGGCGGCCUGCCUACCCAUUGCGCGGUCUUUCUUUGCAGAUGCCGGCACGGGAUCUGAUGUCGCCCAGCAACCAGGCGUAUAUCAGUCGCGUUCCUUUGUCACCAAAGCUGGACCAUUCGCAGACGUAUGGCUCGCCCUCCAGCGUCCUCCCCAGAAGAUCUCGGGGCCUAGACUUUUCGCGAGCAGCAACGAAUCUCCACCAUUCAACAUUAGCAGAGCAAUCUUCGCCAGACUCGUCGCCUACCAUCGGCGGCAGGGCGAUGAAUAUACCCAACAAGAAGAACGGGCUUCACUUCUCAAGCAACUCAGAGUCGAUGAACAACAAUUCUAGCUCCCUAUGGUCGACUAUGGCGAACGCGGAUAGGAUGGUGGUGUCGAGCUCACUCGGAAGCGUGAACAUGCUGGGUUCGGAGUCAUCAGGUAGCAGCUCGGACGAGGACGACCUCAUGGAUGCUGACGAUAUCGACGACUCUAUACUCUCGACUCCACAAAUCAACAAGAUGAGCGGGCCCUUUAGUACAGCGCAGCCUAGUCCUGGAAACGGCUGGGCAGGGCAGUCGCCUGCUGUGAGCAGCCUCAUGAACUUCCAGCGAGCAAGGCUGCGACAUGGCAAGAGCCGAAAGAGCUCGAGCAGCGGAAGUGGAAACUCGAUGGCCAGCCCCAAGUCGAAAUCCCCGCCGACUAUGCGAAGUCUCGAGAACAUGAAUACGGGUUACUUUGGUGGCAGAGAGAUUGGGGAUGGACUGAAAGCGCGUAGGGAGAGUAUAAGUUGGGCGGCGAACCAGCUACAUAUAUCUGGGAGCGAGAGCGAUGAUGGUACAUUGAAGUCUACCUUGGAGAAUGUGGAUGGCAUGCCUAUUACGCCUGGUCGUGACGGUCAAAGAGGGGUCAUUCGUAGGCCAGUGACCAGGAGGGGAAAUAUGCUGCCCAAGACGAAAGGCUUCGCACGUAUACGAGCAGCCCUUGCUGAGGAAAGCACCCCAAUUGAGACCGAGGUUCGUCGCGAGGCAGAAGUUGUACGCCUAACUCGCGAGAGCGAUAUGGAGCUCGAGCCCACACGCCGCCCCUCCAUGUCGACCACAACCACAACCCACUCUUCUCCAAGCUUAGGACCUGUCACGCAGGACUCACUUGGGGGCAUAUUAGAAGAUGAAAUAAUGGAAGAUGCCAAUGCGGGACUCUCAAGCAGCUUCAAGCAGCACGCCAUGCGAAAUUCGAAAGGCAAAGAGUUCUGGGAGACUUUCACAGAUGAUAAUAGUCGUACCCCACCACCCCCAUUCCUCCCACGAGGCUCAUCGUCAGGAAUCAGCGAAGAGAUAUCCCUAGACUCACCAUCCCUCUCCACACCACCACUCUUCCCCAGCCAGCAAACCGCUAGUAGUUCCGAUCCACAAACAUCCUCCCCCUCCAGAUCCGCAACACCACAACCACCGACUGCUCCUACCGCAGCAGAAAUCACCCGCAAAGUCAACAACAAACGCAGAAGAGACGACGACUUCGACCCGACGAGCUUCAAGAGGAGAGCAGUUAGUCCAGGCAUGAGUGUUCACAAUAGUCCUGUGAUGCAAAGCCCGAUGCAGAGAGAUGUCACGCCGUGGGGUAGUCGGCCGCCUAGUAAUGGGGAGGCGAGCAAAGGAAAUGCGAAUGGGGCGAUGAAGAGGGUUGGGUUUCAGGGGAUGGUGGAUACUAAUGAUGGCUUGAUGAAGAUGAGCAUUGAGUGAUUGCUUGGUUUUGGGUUUAUCAAAGGGUGGCGCAAUCGUUGCUAGUAUGGUGGAGUCGUUGAUACUGCUGAGUAGAGAUACCAAUCAACAUAUCAUAAUCCAUCUUCUCUCGCGGAAAUCGUGAAAGUCGCUGAGCCUGGUGUGUUGGCGUGUCCUGGAUUAGCAAGUGCGGUCGAUCCUCUGUACUGCCCAGGUCUACGUAGUACGCGCAAAGUCCUCAACGGUCUGGAAGGAGGUCCUCCUAGGAGGACGUUAGCAAGCCGC